ACAGGAGGCCAAACAACAGAGAUAAAUGGCUCAUUUAAAUUGGGAGCUGCUACUAAACUAUUUUCUGGCUGGCAGAUGCAGUGCCUAGCAGCUGCCAUCAAAGACGAACCAAACAUGAGUGGAGGAGGGGAACAGGUUGACAUUUUGCCAGCUAACUAUGUGGUAAAGGACCGUUGGAAAGUGUUGAAGAAGAUUGGUGGUGGUGGCUUUGGUGAGAUUUAUGAAGCAAUGGAUCUUUUAACUCGGGAGAAUGUAGCUCUGAAGGUUGAGUCAGCUCAGCAACCAAAGCAAGUCCUCAAGAUGGAAGUGGCUGUUCUAAAAAAGCUACAAGGGAAAGAUCAUGUUUGCAGAUUUAUUGGCUGUGGAAGGAAUGAGAAGUUUAACUAUGUUGUUAUGCAACUUCAGGGCCGGAAUCUUGCAGACCUCAGAAGAAGCCAGCCUCGAGGAACUUUUACACUGAGCACAACUCUUCGAUUAGGCAAGCAGAUCUUAGAAUCCAUAGAAGCCAUUCACUCAGUGGGAUUCUUGCAUCGAGAUAUCAAGCCUUCUAAUUUUGCCAUGGGACGCCUGCCUUCAACCUACAGGAAAUGUUAUAUGUUAGACUUUGGUCUGGCCCGGCAGUAUACCAAUACUAAUGGUGAAGUCCGACCUCCUCGUAAUGUUGCUGGCUUCCGGGGAACAGUCCGGUAUGCAUCAGUGAAUGCACAUAAAAAUAGAGAAAUGGGCCGACAUGAUGAUCUGUGGUCCCUUUUUUACAUGCUGGUAGAGUUUGCAGUUGGUCAGCUUCCAUGGCGCAAGAUUAAAGAUAAGGAACAAGUUGGUAUGAUUAAGGAGAAAUAUGAACACCGAAUGCUGUUAAAACAUAUGCCUUCUGAGUUCCACCUUUUUCUGGAUCACAUUGCAAACCUGGAUUAUUUCACCAAACCCGAUUAUCAGCUGAUCAUGACUGUGUUUGAAAAUAGCAUGAAGGAAAGAGGAAUUACUGAGAAUGAGGCCUUUGACUGGGAGAAAGCUGGUACAGAUAUUUUAUUAUCUACAAGUACAUCCACCCCACCUCAGCAGAACACAAGGCAAACUGCAGCCAUGUUUGGUGUGGUUAAUAUCACUCCAGUUCCUGGAGAUUUACUUCGCGAGAACACAGAGGAUGUUUUCCAAGGAGAACACCUGAGUGACCAAGAGAACGCACCCCCAAUUUUAUCUGUCCGGCCAACAGAAAAUAACUUAGGGCAGGCUCCAAAUGUUCCCUUCAAUGAAGGAGAAGUUUGGGAAGAGACUGAUGUAAAUCGCAACAAACUCAGGAUCAGCAUCAGCAAAACACAGUGUUUAGCAGAAGAAGAUCAGAAAAGUGGUGUGUGCCCCAUCUCCCCUGUGCGAGCCAUGCCGGACUCCCCUACAACUCAAGCACGUUCUCUGAGAUACCGUCGUGUGAAUAGUCCUGAGUCAGAACGCCUCUCCACUGCUGAUGGAAAAGUUGAUCAGCAUGAACGAAGAUCCCGAGUAGAUUUACCUUGUUCUCCUUCCCGGCUUGUAUGCUCUUCUCAGCCAGCACAGAUGCUGUCUAUUGAGACUGGUCAGGUAGACCGACAGGCAAGUGGCAGGAUGGAUGUAUCUGCUUCUGUGGAGCAUGAAGCUCUCAGUAAUGCUUUCCGAUCAGUGCCCCUGGCUGAGGAGGAGGACUUUGACAGCAAAGAGUGGGUUAUAAUUGAUAAAGAGACAGAACUGAAGGACUUUCAUCCUGGUGCUGAACCAAGCACAUCUGGGACAACAGAUGAGGAACCUGAGGAACUAAAGCCCAUAGAAGAAGGGGAUGAAAGGAGGCAACUGGGUGCAGAAGCAGCAGUCAGGCCCAAAAUACAUGACGGGCGAAUCCGAGGUAUGCAGCCUGUGGCUGAGGAGGACAGUUCCCACAGAAAUGAAUUGCAGUGCCACACAGUUUCUGAGAGUAAACAUGAGCAGCAACCAGGAAGCCCAUCACAGUCCCCUUUAUAUUCAGCACCAGCUAUCCGGCAGCGGAGACGAGAAUCUGAGCCAAUGGGUCCCGAGAGACAGGCAUUCUCAACACUCUCUCCCGAGGUAUUCCAACUGAAACCUUUUGAAAUGAAUGGUCUCCCCAGGGUGGUGCCUUUAAAUUUGCCUUGCCAAGAUUUCAAAAGGGAUGUAUCAGAAAAUAGGGAAAGAUCCAAAAUUCUCCAACGAAUAAAAAAAGUGGAUUUCUCAAAUGUUGUCUUAACUUCCCCUUGUAAACCACCUAAUGCUCAUCUUCAGCUGGCAAAUGGAAGAUACAAAGAAAAAAAGGAGGAAAAAGAAGAAGAGGAAGAGGAUGAUGAUGAAGAACUUGAUAAUUUAGGGGAAGAACUUGAUAUGCGGAGUGAUUCAAGCAGUGAUGUUAGUCAAAAAAGUACUGAGCGUAGUCAGGAAGGUGCUCCAUCCACUCUUUUAGCAGAUGACCAGAAGGAAUCCAAGGGUCGAGCAUCAGCUGCAGAAGGAGACCUGGAACUUGAGGAAGGCUCGAAAACAUUAGUUCUCUUUUCACCAGGUGACCUGAAAAAGUCUCCUGUGAAUACAGACUUGGCUCCUGAUAUUGAUCUUGGAACUCUUGCUGCACUGACUCCUCAAAGUGAGAAACCACAGCCUAUGGGAAGCCAGCUCGAUGUAUCUGAGCCAGGGACUUUGUCUUCCAUCCUUAAGUCCGAACCAAAGCCUCCUAUGUCCGUGGCCGCAACCUCCUCCCCUUUUACUAAAGUUGAACGCACGUUUGUCCAUAUUGCCGAAAAGACACAUCUAAACAUCAUGUCUUCCAGUGGCCAGCUUAUGAGGCAUGAGGAAUACUCUAAUGCAGGGCAAUUUGAAGAGAUAAUCAUUGAGGAAGAAUUAGAGGAAAAUCAGGUACUGAUAGAAAAUGGGAGUGUGAAUUCAGCGUUGGAAGGGGGAGAAAUGGAAAGUUGUGCUUUCUCAGUGAAUCAUAUUGAAACCACCUCUGAAGCUGCAGGGGAACUGGUAUUCCUGAAUGGUGUUAAAAUGGGAGAAGGGGAGGAGCUAGAACUUAAGGGCAAAUUUAUUCCCGAGUCAGAUGUGGAAGAAGAUAGUAAGUUGAUUUCAGAAGAACCUGGCCUUGAUAAUAAAACCCUUGCAAAUGAAUCCCUUAGACAACCAGAGUUGCUUCCACAUAUUCUAGCAGAAACUUCCAAAAAGCCACUGAAUGUAAGGUAUAGAAGCCGGAUUCCUGUCUUGCUGUCUGAAGAAGACACUGGAUCAGAUGUUUCAGCUUCACACUCCGGCAAAGAAAGGCUAUACAAGAGACUGAAACAGCAGGAUUUGGCUCGGCUGGUGAUGGAGAAAAGGCAAAGCCACCUGUUCAGGUUAGCUUCCGGAGCUUCAUCUUCUGCUUCCUCUAGCGAUGAGAGGCAGCGGGCUUCAGAAACCUUGUCAGCCACUGGUUCUGAGGAAGAUACUCAUGAUUCCGAUGAUUUCACCCCAAGGAAGAUUGGAAAUCAGGAGAGAAUUUCCCUGGUAAAGAUGGAGGAGAGAAGUUUUAAUAUAAGGAGCAGAAUCCCUCGCCCCAUUGUUCCUGUAAAACCACCUGCGAUAGAACUAAAAUAUGGGAGCCCUUCAGCCCUUCCACCAGCAGCACCAAGUAGAAGUACCGGUGAUGCAGCUGGGUCCGUAAGGAUUCAGGGGCAAAGGCCAUUUGGGAAUAUAGCCGGUGAUCCUCGGAUGAAAGCAACCCCAACUCCUGCUACCCAUUCCUUGAAGAGCAGCCCAAGGAAAGCCCCCCAUCUUCCAGCUAGAAGCCCCGUUCUCCCUCCACGAAACCUCAGUGCUUCUCCCAAAAGCCAAUCCCUAUCCAGAAAGGAAAGCCCGUCACCAUCUCGACCACAUAGGCCUGGGACUACAUUUCCUCCAUGGGCUCAGUCUUCUCCCAAAGCAUCAUCCAGGGCUCAGGCUAUAGGCCUAUUGGGAGAUAUUCCUGUGUCACCAGGUAUGCUCAGAAAAGGACCAAAAGGGAAAACCCAUACUCCAGGAACCAAAGGAAAACAGGUAUUCCAAGAAGGCAAGUCUUCUGCUAGAUAAUGAUCUGCUGCUGCCAGUCCAUUAGGCCUACCGACCUACCAUCUUGCCAGGCUGGAAAAACCUUUGCAUAUAAUAUACACUUGAGAUGCCGCAGCACAGCCUUAUGUGUCGGAAAUAUAUGCAUAUAGCAGCUAGUUGUACUUCAGUGCUUCACUUGCCCACACAUGCCCAUGCUGUCUCAAUCCCAGCUCUCUAUCUGGCUGAGAGCCUCCUGGCCAGCUCAUGCUUGCUUUUGCCAGUCACCAAGCAACAGCUCAGGCAGCCUGUCUAGUGCCUGAUAUUCUUUCCUUCAUCCUCAUUUCUUUAGUUUCUCGGUUGGCAAUACCACAGAACCCUGAGAGAUUGCUAGGAGAGAUGGCUUUGUGUGGCACACACCAGCCCCAGUCAAUGGAGAAAUUAAAGGGCUGCACAGAACCUGAAAGAGAAAUCUUGGUGUGAGCUUCUCGGUGGUCUAGAUGUAUUGAUGUCCCUGUUUGGCACCCGCUCUCUCUCUCUCUGAGCCUGCUUUUGUGUAGCUCUGGUGAUGCUGGUGUAUUGAUAGAAAGAAAGUCACAAUCAGACCCCUCAAUUGCUAUCCUGCCAAUAGUUGUAUGAAGAGUCAAUAGCAGCCAAGGGGAGAUGAGCUGCAUCCUUUGCAGCUUCUUUUGGAUGCAUAGCAUCUUUUAGCAGCCGUCCUGAGAAGGCUGCUAAAGAGAAGUGUUAAGUUUAUUGAGCGACCCUGUUGCAGGGUGCUCUGAAGUAGAGAGGCAUCAGUUAUUUCCCCCCCUUGGCAGUGUGCCCAUAAACUAAGAUCCACCAGAAGUAGUGUUUUGUGUAAAGGCAGCAGUGAAAGCUUCUCAGGGAGCUCUACAUGGUCUCUUUAUUGGUAAAAACAGUGCAAAAGUGCAAGGAAAAGAGUUAAAGCCUAAAUAAUGACGUAGGCAACCAAUAGGGCUCCACUGUAUUUUUCAGAAUCCAAAUAUAAGGCAUUUUAAAACAUGGACUGCCUUUCCUUCUGGGAUAUGUUGGACAUGCAGUUUUAUUUUUUUAAAAAAAAAAAACACAGGCUUUCCAUUUCUAAAUGCCUUGCAAUGAUAGUACCUGCUUAUUUUAGAAAUCCAGCUGCCAGAUGAUCAUUGGUGUUUGCCACCUCUCAAAUUAUUUGGUUUUCAACCUGGCGCUUGAUAAAUCUUGAUAAAGCUUUUGAAGCUGGCUAAUUUGGAAGGGGGAUUUAUGGUACCCCUCCCUUCUGUGCUCUGGCCUGAAAAGUUAUAUGAACUUGCCAUUAUGAUCAGGAAAUACAUUAUAACUAAGUACUUAUAUCUAAGAAUCUAGCUUUAGAUAUGGAGACUUGCAAAAAAAAAA
Molecule: messenger RNA, 5415 nt
Organism: Notechis scutatus (mainland tiger snake)
Lineage: Eukaryota; Metazoa; Chordata; Lepidosauria; Squamata; Elapidae
Source: RefSeq, a predicted model, not a curated record